CUUCCGGGUAAAAGGCAUCGGAAAUGCUUUGGGCUUGCUGAAAGGCGGAUCCCUGCGUUCUACUUUGUCUUUUACAAACAGAAUUUUCUCUACCUUUCUUUCAGCAAGUCGAAAGAAAUACUCUUUAUAAUAGACUGUUACACACGUUUCACAUACAUCUCAAAAGAGCAGAAGUUGCAGGGGCGACAGUGGGAAUUUUGUCGCUUUGUUGUUAGCCAAUACGCGGCUAACUUUGAACACACUAGCACCCAACUUGCCAAGUGUCCUGUAUCGCAGAGGGGCAGCGAUAGCAUCUGUACUAAACACUGUAAAAUGGCAGACAAUGAUCCGAUGUGGGCAUUGAAGAACGGCCAACUGGACGAUGUUAAAGCGAAACUGGUCACGGCUGACGAUGUGAACAGAAUUCUAGAGGGUGGAAGGAUGCCACUACAUGUAGCUGCAGACUUUGGUCACGCUGAAGUUGUGGAGUACCUCAUUUCUAAAGGAGCGGACGUUAACGCUCCAGACAAGCAUGGCAUCACUCCUCUGCUCGCCGCUUGUUACGAAGGCCAUGUGUCCUGUGUCAAGAUCCUGGUAGCGAAGGGAGCAAACAAAGACUAUAAAGGUCCAGACGGCCUGAAUGCUUUUGAAGCUGCUGAGAGUGACGGUGUGAAGGCUCUGCUGAAGUGAGGCAGCGACGCGCAGCUGGACGAGGCUGGACUGGCAGGGGCACAGGGGGCAGACAGGAGAACUGACGAUGGACGCAGUGUUCACAUGACAGAGGACAAACACAACUCUAAAUCUUGGAAUAACCUCUGGCUAAAAUCCACUGCUUUGUACCUUUGAUAGAGAUGGUCAGUUUUCUUUGUCUGGGCAUUUUCCCAUUUAUUUUCUCUCUUUUUUUACUCACGGUUUUUGGUUUAUGCUUUGUCUUCUUUUUAGCCUCUGAUUGUAGCCAGAGGGUCUGUCACCGCUGUCUCUCUUAGGGACCAAAAACGUAUCUGAGACUUAUCUGGACAAAAAUGCAAAAACAGUAAGCACUUAAACAUCUUUCCAAAUUACAGUUGAAUUUGAAUAAUAAUUGGUCUUUUUAUACUCUUAAAUGGGACUUAAUUGUAUGGGCAUUUACUGAAUUGUACUUAACUAAACUGAAAAAGAAGAGUGGAAAAAGAAAGUAAUUGUGGCUAUUUUUGUAUAACAAAUUUACCUUUAACCAAUCACACAACGAAAAAGGCUUUUUCUUCAGCUGCUUAAUACAUGGUUGAUAAAUAGAGAUUUCCAAUGAUCAUGUUGACUAAAUAAAAUGACAUAUAUCUUCACCUGUUCUGAAGCGUAGUUUGGUGCAACAUAGAAAAGAUACAAUAAAACAAGUGAUUGACAUCUGAGACCAAUGACUUUUAGUAGCAGUUCUUGUAUUCUGUAUUUGGUGGCUAAUAGGAGUCAUAGAGGUGCUUCGUUUAAACUGGAUUGUGGAUUUCUUUGGAAUGGUUUGAAUCUCUGCCUAUUUUGCUGCAUGUCAAGCUGCCUCUGCUUUUAUGCUAUGAAACGGUCACUGUCCCAUUUUGGUUGCUUUGAGAUCACCGACAAGGGUGUAACGGACAAAAACAUGCUCUUGCUGACUUUGUUGUGACAAAAAGUCUGUAAAAACAAAUAAAAAGUGACAAAUAA
Messenger RNA from Periophthalmus magnuspinnatus, 1647 nucleotides. RefSeq names its product myotrophin (gene mtpn). The transcript is spliced from 4 exons. Gene Ontology annotation, molecular function: protein binding. Bases 313 to 669 code for a protein of 118 amino acids. Gene Ontology annotation, cellular component: nucleus; cytoplasm. Gene Ontology annotation, biological process: regulation of barbed-end actin filament capping. The record is from RefSeq and is a predicted model, not a curated record. Lineage: Eukaryota; Metazoa; Chordata; Actinopteri; Gobiiformes; Gobiidae.